Molecule: messenger RNA, 570 nt
Organism: Asparagus officinalis (garden asparagus)
Lineage: Eukaryota; Viridiplantae; Streptophyta; Magnoliopsida; Asparagales; Asparagaceae
Exons: 6
Coding region: 1-570 (189 amino acids)
Source: RefSeq, a predicted model, not a curated record
AUGGACUUGGCUGGUGAUGAUCCUGCUAGUGACGGGGGAGAGCGUGGAGAGAGCGAAAUGAGUCCCGAUUCCGUUCCUGUGUCUCCUGGUGAGCCUGACCCGCUGCCCCAGUUAAAAAGGCCUACAGGGGUUGCCGACAUUAGGGAGGAUAGCAAUGUAGGACCUGAUUCCGCAGAUCCAGAUAACUUGCAGGAGGCAUACGUGGAUUUUGGGAAUAAAGAGGCUAACGCAUCCAUAAGGGAUUUCUCUAUUGAUGAUUUUGACGAGGAAGGCUUGAUCGCGGAGACUCCUACACUCCACUUCAUGUAUAGCUCUCCUCAAUUUGAUGGCCAGUUACCCGGAGAUAUAUUUUCCGAGCCUACGUUCGAUAAGAAUCUUGAGGAUGAUUCUUUCGAAGGGCCUUCUUCUCGUCUUCAUAUUCUGGCGAGGGAGUUGUUAUCUGAUGAUGACCCAGAGAAGAUUGCACUAAGCAGGACUCUAAGACCUUCAAAGACCCAUGGUUCCAUCUUGAUAAUUGAUAUCAUGCCAAUUACUUCGUCACACAAGCUUGUAAUUGAGCUCCUUGAUUGA